AUGGAAUGUAAAGGUUUUCUUGCUAAAACAGCUUCUAAACUGCUUGACAAAACACCAAUAAAUUAUCGGCUGGUAAGAAAUAUGUUUUGUCUGGAUCCAAGGCUAAUGGCAUCAGAGAAAGAACGAUGUGUUAACAAAAUGAAAAGAGUUCUGGAAAUUCUUGUGGAAGCCCACAGAUUGAAGGAUGAUGAGUGUGAUGAGGUGAUAAAUCAGUUUGGACAGUUUCUGGAUGAAUGUGCAGGUAAUCCUGACUUUGAAGAUUUUGACCCCAGUGAACCCUCUUCAAGAGUUGACACUAUUGUAUGAACACAUUGCUGGUGAUAAGCAACUGGUCAAAGUGUGGAGAGUGGUUGAAUUACUGCUGCUAAUUUCUCAUGGUCAAGCCACAGUUGAACGAGGCUUUUUUGUAAACAAAGAAGUGUAGUUGAGAGCCUGUCAGAAAGAUCGUUCAUUGCACAGAGGAUUAUUCACGAUCAUAUUGAAUCAGUUGGAGGCCUUGCCAAUGCACAAAUAUCAAAGCAACUUCUUAUGUCAUUUGCUGUCGUGCUACAGAAGUAUCUUUCCUAGAAGAGCAGAAGAGAGUUAAAGUGCCCAGGAAAAAAUGCUUAAUAGAAAGGCGACAAUGGAUUAGAUUGAUGUGCUUAAGAAGAAGAAACCGCAGUUUAAAAAUUUUCUGA
Porites lobata is the source of this 677-nucleotide messenger RNA. The record is from the annotation of a GenBank genome assembly. NCBI's taxonomy places the organism in Eukaryota, Metazoa, Cnidaria, Anthozoa, Scleractinia, Poritidae.